Prorocentrum cordatum is the source of this 522-nucleotide messenger RNA. Lineage: Eukaryota; Dinophyceae; Prorocentrales; Prorocentraceae. The record is from the annotation of a GenBank genome assembly.
AUGGCCAGGGGCGGGCGGCCAGGCGAUGCCUCGCCCGCGGGUGUCCUGCCGGAGCAGCGGGCCGCAGGCGGGGGAGGCGGCUGCGCCCAGGGCCAGGCGCCCGUGGACAGGGCGGUGGUGGAGGACGGCCUGCGAGUGCUCAACACGUUCCUGCACGUGCCAGGCGUGGGUCCAGACGCACGCGUGCGCUCCAGCUCGGCCCCCGCGGCGGUGGGGGGGCGCCGCUCCGCGCCUGCGGCGGAGGCGUCCAGGCCCGUCUCGACGACGCAGCGCGCCGCGGAGGGGGCCACCUCCGACUUGGGCCCGACGUGGGGGUCUAUCCUGCACUCGACGGGCAGGUGCCGCCCUUGCCUGUUCGCAGAGCGCGGCUGCAGAAACGAGGAGUUCUGCCGAUUCUGUCACACGUGCACCUCGGCGGGGCGGGCGCGGGCCACCGGCAGCAAGGCGCAGCAGAAGCACUUCUCGUGGCGCUGCCUCCGCAAAGCCACCGCCAGGGCGAGGGCGAGCGCGGGCGCGUGGUGA